Molecule: messenger RNA, 1084 nt
Organism: Cannabis sativa
Lineage: Eukaryota; Viridiplantae; Streptophyta; Magnoliopsida; Rosales; Cannabaceae
Product: protein LURP-one-related 11
Exons: 3
Coding region: 167-790 (207 amino acids)
Source: RefSeq, a predicted model, not a curated record
UCCACUGUCUCUCUGGCCCUACUCUCUCUCCUUCAUAAAUUUGGAGGUAGUGUUUAUAAGAAUAUCUCAGAUAUAUCACAAGAAACCAUUCUAAAAAAAUAUCAUAAAUAAUUUUCUCUCUCUCUCUUUCUUUCUCUCUGUUCUUUCUUUCUCCCUUUGCUCAUCAAUGGCCAAAGUGUAUCCUAAUCAUAAUAAUGAUAAUCAAGAGCUAGAGAUAAUUGAUAUUUCAUCAAAGAGAGAAACUCUGACUAUGUGGAUGAAAUCUCUUGUUAUGCAAGGGAAUGGUUGCACUGUGUAUAAUGAUAAUGGUGAAGUGGUUUAUCGUAUUGAUAACUAUGAUGAUAAGGAUAGCGAUAAAGUUUAUCUCAUGGAUCUCAAGGGAAAAGUUCUCUUUACAAUCCUAAGAAAAAAAAUAUGGAUGUUUAGGAAGUGGGAAGGGUACAAAAGCAACAUUAAUGGUUUGGAUUUGAUUGUAGAUAAACCAUUAUUUCAAGUAACCAAAAAUUGUAGCUGGGUACUUAAUCUUGGGCAAGAGUUUUCCUGUGACGUUGCUUAUGAUAACAAUAUUGAGGCUGCCAGUCACUAUAGGUUAGAAGGCUCUUCUGGUACAUCCGCUCUCAGAAUAACAAAUGGCAAAGGUGGAUUAGUUGCAGAGGCAAAGAGAAAGUUGUCAUCUUCAGGGGUAGUUUUGGGAGAUGAUGUUUUGAGUUUAAUCAUAGAGGCAAGUGUGGAUAAUGCUCUGGUUAUGGCUCUUGUAGUCGCAUAUGGCUUAGUGCAACGAAAGAUAUAAUUUAUAUAUAUAUAUAUAUAUGUUUGUGUGUUAUCGAAGCCAGAAGAUGAUCAUGAUGAUACUGCAUAUUAAGAAUAAUAUAAGAGUAUUAUUGACUAUAUAUUAAUAUUAAUGAUGUUUUGCUCUAAGGUUUAUCUUACUCUUUGAGAAAGAUAAUCUUGUAACAUAAAAUUAUCAGAGGGUUGUUUUCCACAUUUUAUUCUUCUUCUUCUUAUUAUGAUUAGUGUUAUUAAUUGUAGUUCUUACAACAAAAACUUGCUGUGCUCAUAAUAAUAAUAUUGGGUUAAUUAUUAU